Molecule: messenger RNA, 4345 nt
Organism: Drosophila novamexicana
Lineage: Eukaryota; Metazoa; Arthropoda; Insecta; Diptera; Drosophilidae
Product: sodium-dependent neutral amino acid transporter B(0)AT3
Exons: 6
Coding region: 293-2476 (727 amino acids)
Biological process (GO): sodium ion transmembrane transport
Cellular component (GO): membrane
Source: RefSeq, a predicted model, not a curated record
CCGUCACCCUCAAGCCCAAAGGAAACCAAGACCAGCACCAAUUAAGAUGGCGUCUAGUGAUAAUUUUACUUAGCGCACAAAAGUAUGCAAUGCGAAUGUCACGAUUAAGCCGUUAGUUCCAUGAGCAGCACAGCAACAGCAAGCAGCCCACGCACAAGAGCGCACAUUUCUUAUGUACCAAGUACUUGUUUGCUAAGUAACUAACAGUUAGAACGACUUAGACAAAAGUAAUCUAAGAAGUAACAAACACAACUACAACAAAACUCUUAACGUUUAACUCUAAUCGUCGACAAUGGCCAACACAGCGCAACUGUUGCGCCGCCAGAGCUCGCGCGACAUUGUGCUUAAGAGCCAAAAAAGUAUCGAUCAGUUGGAGUUGCGGGAGCUGCGUGGCCGCCUGGUGUCCAAGGAGCAUGGCGUCAGUCAUCAUCAUCACACAUCAUUGCACCACCAUCAUCAGCCCAUGUAUGGUGCCACAAAUCAGGGCUUCAUGUCCGAUGCCUUUGACGAGUCAUCCGAACUGGAACAGGAGCCGCCAUUUGGAUCCGAUGCCAGCACCAGCAAAAUUAAGGUCGAGCUGGCCACCGCUGUGGAUCAACAGGAACAGCAGGAUAUCGUUGAGGGCGAGAAGGAGGGUGACGAGCGCGAGAGCUGGGAUAGCAAAAUUAUGUUUCUGCUGGCCACCAUAGGCUAUGCAGUCGGCCUGGGCAAUGUGUGGCGCUUUCCGUAUCUGGCGCAGAAGAAUGGCGGCGGCGCCUUUUUGGUGCCGUACUUCAUAAUGCUGUGCAUCCAGGGCAUACCGAUCUUCUAUCUAGAGCUGGCCAUUGGACAGCGACUGCGCAAGGGGGCAAUUGGCGUAUGGAGCCAGGUGUCGCCGUAUCUCGGGGGCAUUGGCAUCUCCUCGGCCGUGGUCAGCUUUAUUGUGGCGCUGUACUACAACACGAUCAUUGCCUGGUGCUUGAUCUACCUGCUGCACAGCUUUGAGUCGCCAUUGCCAUGGGCCGAUUGCCCGACGCGCCUCUACAGGAACUACACCUACGACCAUGAGCCGGAGUGUGUGGCAUCGUCGCCAACUCAAUUCUAUUGGUAUCGCACCACGUUGCAGUGCUCGGAGGGCGUGGACAUGCCGGAGAACUUCAAUUAUCACAUGGCCAUUGCACUGAUUGUGUCCUGGUUUCUGGUCUACAUAUGCAUGGUGCAGGGCAUCACAUCGUCUGGCAAAAUCGUCUAUAUGACGGCUAUAUUUCCCUAUGUGGUGCUGAUCAUAUUCUUCUUUCGUGGCAUUACACUGAAGGGCGCCGCCGACGGGGUUGCCCAUCUGUUUACCCCGCGCUGGGACACGCUGCUCGACCCGGUGGUCUGGCUGGAGGCUGGCACACAGAUUUUCUUCUCGCUGGGCCUCGCAUUCGGCGGCUUGAUAGCGUUCAGCUCCUACAAUCCAGCCAACAACAAUUGCUAUCGGGAUGCAAUACUCGUUUCGCUAACCAAUUGUGGCACCUCCAUGUUCGCCGGCGUCGUGGUCUUUUCGGUGAUUGGCUUUAAGGCCACAGCGACCUUUGACCGCUGUACGGAGGACCGAGCCGCUCUGGUUGCCCAGAAUCGAACACACAAUUUACCCAUCUGCGAUCUGGAGCAGGAGCUGGCCAAUAGCGCCUCGGGUACUGGACUGGCCUUUAUCAUAUUUACGGAAGCGAUUAAUCAGUUUCCCGGCGCCCAGCUCUGGGCUGUGCUCUUCUUCCUCAUGCUCUUCACGCUGGGCAUCGAUUCGCAGUUUGGCACGCUGGAGGGCGUGGUCACAUCGCUGGUAGACAUGAAGCUGUUCCCCAAUCUGCCCAAGGAGUGGAUCGUUGGCGCACUGUGCCUCUCCUGCUGCCUGAUUUCCAUGUGCUUUGCCAAUGGCGCCGGCAGCUACAUCUUUCAGCUAAUGGACAGCUUUGCCGGCAACUUUCCGCUGCUAAUUAUUGCGCUCUUCGAGUGCCUAUCGAUCAGCUACAUCUAUGGGGUGAGGCGCUUCUCGGAUGACAUUGAAAUGAUGACCGGCUCGAGGCCAGGCUUCUAUUGGAUGUUCUGCUGGAAGUAUUUGUCGCCCUGCGCCAUGGUUACCAUACUGUUGGCCUCCUUCUACCAGCUGCUGACCGAGGGCAGCAGCUACCCGGCCUGGAUCGCGGCUAAGGGCGCCACCGAGAAUAUGGAGUGGCCACAUUGGUGCAUUGUCAUCGCCUUCAUCCUGAUACUCUCAUCCAUACUGUGGAUACCACUUGUGGCUAUAUUGCGUCUGUGCGGCAUCAAGGUAGUAGAGGAUUCGGAUCCUGCCUGGUUCCCUGAGGCGGAACUGAAAGAGGUGCACGGCAUCGUGCCCCAUGAGCCCACCGAGCUGGAGCGCAGCAUCUUCUGCUUUAAUAUGGACGGCACGGAGGGUAUGUGCUGUCCCAAAUACGGGCUGCCCGAGAAGUCGCUCGAAGAGGAGGAGGAAUAGACGCGGCAGCUAUUGCAAUUGCUGACAAUAACGAAACUAAACAAUUAUGUGUAAAUAUGGACAAUAACUAAGCCAAAAGCUCGCUCACCGAUGGAAGGCAGCGUCAAUACCGACAACUAUCUGUAUCUCCCAUUUAUGCUAUGUAUCUAUAUGUUCCCAAAGACUGCUCGAAAGACAACAACAAUGAUAGGAACCCCAACAGCCACAGAACAAAAACCACGGUGAACUCAGCGCCUGGUGCGCGGUUUCAGUAACAAAAAAUACAAAAAAAAAAUCAAAAUAAAUAAAACAAAUACUAAUAAAAAACAAAAUGACUAAAAUCUAUAAAAUGUUUCCGCAUAACUUCAUAAAUAUGUUCAAUGUUCUACGAUAAUUAUGUAUGUGUGUAUAAGGCAGCUCGGAUAGCAGAAAAGCCAAUAACAAUAAUAUGAAAUCAACUUCGGAAAUGUAUUUUUUUUUUUUUAAUAUAGUUAAAAGUGGGACACAUUAUGGUACUCACAUAUACAAUACUCGGAUCGUUUUGGCAUUACCCACAUAUGUGUAUGUACUACAUUUCCGAUUUCGUAUGGCGCGCCAUAUUCGAAGUUGAAUCUUUAAUUUCCACAUAAAUGAAGAAACGGAAAAAUUGAAACGCAAAGUGAAAUUGAAUUGCUGACUAUAUAUACAUAUAUACUUAUAUCUAAUAUAUGAAACUACUUAUAAAUAUAUUUAUAAUGUAAUCGUAUCUGAAGCGUUUAAAGACGCUUAAAGUUAUUCAAGUGUUUCGAUAGUUUGUUCUUAAGUCCUCUAAUUGCUUUUGUUUUUGCCUUUCGCCUAUAUGUAUACGUACAAUCUAUGUUUAUUGAUAAAGCAAUGAUGAAACCGUACCAUAUCUCUUUAGUUAUACAUCACCCACAUGUAUAUUAAAUAAUAUGAUAUGUCUGGGCGCCUGGAUAAGCCAUGUAAUACUGCUAGACAUACUAUAUAUACCUGUCUGUUGUGAUUCGCUUAGCUUUUUAUGUUGUUGUUCAAUCACUAAACAAGACGCCUUGGCUAGAAAAAUACCCUGUUCUCAUAUAGUUCUCAGUUCCUAUGUUUAUUUUGUAAUCGUUUUGUAGUUUCUAAGAAGCUUACUGAAAUUCUUUUUCAAGUGGGGACAGUAUGAAAACUGAAAUAAAUUUGAUCUGUGUUUGGAUUAUAGGAACAUUUUCUAGCUCUUAAGUCGCUUAAAAUACGAACAUAUCUAUUAUAAUAUAAAUAAUAUAUAUACAUAUACAUGCAUACAUUCAGACAUUAUGCAUACGUUUAUAUUUUGGUCCAUAUUAGGAUCUGGAAUAUAAAGAAAUCUAAAUGAGUUUAUUUUCUUUAAGUCUUGAAUGUUAUUCUUAAAAAUUGUUUGUUUCUCAGUUCAACAAAUGUACUUAUUUAUGAUCUGAACGUCUUAGCCAAAAACGUAAACUACAUAAACUGUAAUAAGAGGUAAAGCUAAACGUGAUAAGAGCCAGUCACAUAUAUAUUUAUAUGUGCUAUAUAUCUUUGGGCUCUGAUCAUUUGGUGUUUUAACAGCUAUAUACUAUAUAGUAUACAUCUACAUAUUUUAAAUGCCUAACUAAACGAAACCGUUCAUCUAGCCGAUACUAAGAUAUGCUAAAGGAGUUAUAAAUAUUAUAGAAAAAAAAAUAUCAUGCCACUGAAGGAAUAUACUUACAUAAGUACCUAUAUAUGUGCGUAUUUAUGUGUGUUAAAUGUGCAAUGCAACUAAUAAUUUAUUUAACAUAGUUGUACUAUAUUUACAUAAAUACAUAUACAUGCAUCCAUGUAUAGUUGAGAUUAUUAUAUAGUAUAUACAUACAUGCAUAUUGAACUGUAUUAAGUGUUAUCGAUGUUGAC